Molecule: messenger RNA, 1421 nt
Organism: Spinacia oleracea (spinach)
Lineage: Eukaryota; Viridiplantae; Streptophyta; Magnoliopsida; Caryophyllales; Amaranthaceae
Product: PI-PLC X domain-containing protein At5g67130
Exons: 8
Coding region: 159-1226 (355 amino acids)
Biological process (GO): lipid metabolic process
Molecular function (GO): phosphoric diester hydrolase activity
Source: RefSeq, a predicted model, not a curated record
AUCCCUUUGAUUUAUUUCCGUGAGGAGCCAAAAUAUACUGCCAUAAAUGACAUAUUCUCGUUAUAAAACAAACAUAGUGAUAUGUCUUUAGUAUAGAGAGUAGCAUAACUCUGUGCUAUAUUCCGUAAUACCUUUUCCCCUUUUUCUAACCAAACAUUAUGGGUCUUAAUAUACUUUUGCCAUACAUUUUCAUAUUCUCUCUUCUUUCUUCCUUUCUGUCGUCAUUUGGUUGCUCUAAUGGCAGUGAAUGCAAGGAAGUCAAUUUGUGUGGGAAAUGUGAACAAGGUUUCCACUGCUUCGAUUGUUUAGCAGGAUUUACCGGAUCAAGAUGUAUAAGAAGUACCACCACUGAUCAAUUCAAACUCCUGAACAACUCUCUACCUUUCAACAAAUACGCAUUCUUGACAACACAUAACGCUUUUGCUAUCAAUGGAGAACAUUCUCGUACAAAAGUUCCUAGAAUUACAUUUUCGAAUCAAGAAGACAGCAUCACUCAACAGCUUCAAAAUGGAGUUCGAGCUUUGAUGCUUGAUACAUAUGACUUCGAAGGAGAUGUAUGGUUGUGCCAUUCCUUUGGAGGAAAAUGCUUUGAUUAUACUGCUUUCGAACCAGCAAUUGAUACAUUGAGGGAGAUCGAAGCAUUCUUGUCUUCAAACCCAACAGAGAUUGUUACCUUGAUAUUGGAGGACUAUGUGAAGGCAGCCAAAGGGUUAACCGAGGUAUUUACUAAGGCAGGGUUAAUGAAAUACUGGUUCCCAAUUUCAAGGAUGCCUAAACAAGGCCAAGAUUGGCCUUUAGUUAGUGAUAUGGUAGCCAAAAACCAAAGGCUAAUUGUCUUUACUUCUAUGAGAUCUAAGGAACAAAGUGAAGGCAUUGCGUAUCAAUGGAAUUACAUGGUCGAAAAUCAAUAUGGAGAUGGGGGAAUGAAAGCAGGAAAUUGCACAAACAGGGCAGAAUCAUCAGCUCUGAGUGUUACAAAAUCCCUUGUUCUAGUAAACUAUUUUAGGUCAGUACCCUUGAAGGACCUUUCUUGUGUAGACAAUUCGGCAAAUUUGAUGAAGAUGCUUCGUACAUGCCAUACUGCUGCUGGAAAUAGAUGGGCUAAUUUCGUUGCUGUUGAUUAUUACAAGAGAAGCGAGGGAGGAGGUGCAUUUGAAGCUCUAGACAUGCUAAAUGGACAGCUGCUUUGUGGGUAUGAUAACGUAUAUGCUUGUAAGCGUGGAUAAGGACUUCAUAUUGCUAUGUGGUUAAUUGGUCUGGGCUACCUAAAAAGGAGGAAGAUAAUUCGUCUUAUAAGCGCCAAACAAGGUUUCAUAUUGUAAUAGGAUCGGAGUGAUUCCUCAAGUUGAUAAAGUGAUUAUUUUUUCACUUCUUAUCCAACAUGGUUACAUAUGUACAACAAAGAAAUUUUAAAAACUAAA